Messenger RNA from Mercenaria mercenaria, 2687 nucleotides. Its product is annotated as IgGFc-binding protein-like. The transcript is spliced from 8 exons. The record is from RefSeq and is a predicted model, not a curated record. NCBI's taxonomy places the organism in Eukaryota, Metazoa, Mollusca, Bivalvia, Venerida, Veneridae. Bases 61 to 1083 code for a protein of 340 amino acids.
CUCAGUUCUGUGUGUACUGUUUCCUACACAAGUCAUUAUGGAACUACCUUCGAUCUGGGAAUGGUACCUAUGUACAGUCACUACAAUCCAGAUAUGACUUUUGAUAUUGCAUCAAACUCCAGCGGACAAUUGCGAUUGUACAUUCCAUUCCUUAACAUCAAUCGUACCAAAACUCUGAAUAAUGGACACACUACUUUAACAGUAUCAAACCAAUUAAUCAGCAGAGGAAAUUUUACAGAAAAAAGAGGAAUCCGUAUUCAAACUGAUGUGCCCGUUGCAGUUUUUGUAACCUUGUAUUUAAGUGGUUUAACGGAAUCUUACCUGGCAUUGCCUGUAUCAUUUGCUGGAAAAAGUUAUAUGUUGGCUGCCUUUGAACCAUAUAAUGGUGCGUAUUCCGAAGCUCUCGUUGUCAGCAGUUUUACCAAUACGAUUGUAAAUAUAACAACAAAGAGACAGAUGACUUCGUCGGAAUCUUUGAACUGGCUAGAUGCAAAACAAAUUGCUGAAACAAAUGAUAUUUCCGGGACUGACAUAUCUGCAAAUGCAAACGUUUCCGUAAUAGCAGGUACUACUUGUGCUCAUGUACCACAUAAUUACACUUAUGACUGUGGGUUUAUUGUUGAACAACUCAUACCUACUAAUGCAUGGGAAAAGGAAUAUAUCGUACCUAAUAUGCCCCCAAGGACAGGGGUUUUGAUACGUGUGCUUGCACACAAAAAUCAAGAUGUUUGUUUUUACACACAACGUGGAUCUACUUGUAAACAAGUUCUUAAUCCUCAGCCAUUAGAAUUUUCCACAGGGUCUGAACCGGUUGUUGUAAGGUCCAACACCACUAUUAGUGUCAUGUCAUAUGGCGUACAAGGAGGUCCAUUUAUGACAGUUGUUCCAGGUAUUAAGAACUUCAUGAACGAAUAUCAUUUCGUCGUACCAUCCACAUAUUCCUCAUUUAAUAAUUCUUUAGCAGUUGUUAUACAAUCUGCUCAAUCAAGUGGACUAAUUCUUGAUGGAGCUUCAAUAAAUUCAAUAAAACACAUGACUUCAACGUGCCACAACCAUUUGAUAGUUACAGUGUCCUUAUUUUAAACAUCUCAACUGGAUACCACAAACUAAGUCACCAAAAUGCAAAAGUGAAGUUCGGAGCAUUUCUCUACGGAAACGGAUACUAUGCAGGGUAUGGACUUCCACUUGGAAUACAGAAAGUAACAGAAAAGUUAACUGAUGGGGGCAAUAUAUGUUACUAUUGCAACGAGAUAUUCCACGUUGAACUGUGUGACGUUGUCAAGCGGUGCUCGGAAAAUGAGAUAUGCUAUUUAGAACGGUUUUCAAAGCAUGGCAGACAAACGUUUAGAUCCGGCUGCAUAUCACAGGAGUUAAGUAUAAUUUAUGUUUAUAAGUUGAUUUUAUGUUUACAACAUUGAUUUUAUGUUAUUAAAUGUUUUAUAACAAAAAUAUAUAACGAUAAUGAUACAUGAUUCUCUGUCGUAAUUUUCCUGAUGUAUGAAGCAAAUUGUGUCCCCAGCUUUAAAAAUACUCUCACUUUUUGUCGAUUGAAUACAUGAGACCGAAUUAAAUGCGAUAUGUUAAUUGAUAAUUCCGGAAUACAGUGUAUUAAUGAUUUUGGUUUGUAAGAAAAACACUUUUUACAUGUUACAGGUAUGUUUGAAAGAAUCAGAAACUGCUGGUAACGACCCAGACAGAUGUGUAGACUGUUGUUCAGGAAGUUACUGUAAUCACAAGGGUUGUGGAGAGACCGGUUUACCCGCAAGAGAUCAGCGCGGUCCAUUAUGCUAUGACUGCGAGUAUGCGUUUUCUCCUGAUGAAUGUGACACACUGAUGCUGUGCGAUCAGGGACAGGUUUGCAGCAUAGAAGAAACUAGAUGGGGAACGCAUUCUAAUUUCAGAAUGGGUUGCGCCCAUGCAUCGUGCAGUCCAAUACAACGUUCUGUGCAUGUGUUGCCACGUUCAACUCCCACUUGCCAAGCCUGUUGCAGUAUGGACUAUUGUAAUUUGAAUUGCACAAUGGGAUCAGGGCAUGGACAACCUAUCAUAGUAGGAUGAAGAGGAAGUUGGAUGAACUUAACAAUGUUCAUUAUUUGAGCUGUGCCAUGACAAAACCAACAUAGUGGGUGUGCGACCAGCAUGGAUCCAGACCAGCCUGCGCAUCCGCGCAGUCUGGUCAGGAUCCAUGCUGUUCGCUAACAGUUUCUCCAAUACCAAUAGGCAUUAAAAGCGAACAGCAUGGAGCCUGACCAGACUGCGCGGAUGCGCAGGCUGGUCUGGAUCCAUGCUGGUCUCAAACCCACUAAGUUGGUUUUCUCAUGGCGCGGCUCAUUUAUCAUUAUCAUUCUAUAGAUUUGUAGCAUGUAUGUUUUGUUCACGUAAAGAAAAGAGAAACCAGGAGCUGAUGCAUUAUAUAACAAAUGUUGCUGUUAUAGGAUAAAACUUCAUAUAAAUUUCAUCAGAAUUAGUAUUUGUAUUUUGUAUAAACAGAUCAGUAAUCAGGAUGUUAAUUCUUUAAAAUGGUUAAAGGUUGUGAACAAUGAUAAGAGAACUCUUGGAAAAACAAAACACGUAUUUACAAUGAAAAGAAUUAUUAACAAAAAGAACACAUUUAUAUCAUUGCAAUGAUAUACUUCAGUAAGUCGCUUUUUAUGGUCAGAGGACAUGCUUUCAUUUCCUAGGGCAAA